CCAAACACACCCUUAUUGGUUCCAAAUCUCCGGUCUGAAACAAUGUCCAACUCCGUCGGUCCGGUUCUGGUUUAACGACCACCCGGACACAAAGGGGCCGCCAUUGCAAUCCUGCCGCCGAGGUUUCGAAGGUCCUGGGCAAGCAAGAGCGAAGACCAAACAGACAACAUAGUCGAAAAAUCCAUCGAUUAUCGAUCGGGAAGCUCACGACUGGGUAAUGUUUAACAGAGGAAGGUAUUUCGAUAGUGGCGAUCCCAGAGAAAUGGGGCCCAAAAGGCAACGGAUUAUGGACCAGGGAUCUUCUUAUUAUUCGGUGCCGCCUGGAUCGAGUUACAUGUACAAUCCUCCUCCACUCCCACCUCAUGACUCUCCUUAUGUUGGCCAGCAUCCUCCAUCUCUCCCCGUUGUUCGCCUCCGUGGCCUCCCAUUUGACUGCUCUGAAGUUGAGAUUGCAGAUUUCAUGCAGGGAUUGGAUGUGGUUGACGUCCUUCUUGUUCACAAGAAAGGCAAGUUUACUGGAGAAGCUUAUUGCGUUCUGGGAUACCCUCUCCAAGUUGAUUACGCUCUCCAGAGGAACAGACACAACAUUGGGAAAAGGUAUGUUGAGGUUUUCAGAAGUGGGAAGAUGGAAUAUUACAGGGCUAUAUCAAAUGAAGUUUCUGAUUCCCGUGGAGGCAGCGGGGGCGGAGGAGGUGGUGGUGGUUCAGUUCGCCCGAGGGCAAAGUCGUCCCCGAGGGAAAAGUCUUCUGAGGAGGGGAAAGACUUAGAGGAACAUACGGGCGUGUUAAGGUUGAGGGGUCUUCCAUUCUCGGCUACUAAGGCAGAUAUUAAAGAUUUCUUUAAGGAUUUCUCACUUUCAGAAAACUCGAUUCAUUUGACUGCCAAUUCAGAAGGGAGGGCAACCGGGGAAGCAUUUGUUGAGUUUUUGAAUGCGCAUGAUUCCGAAGCUGCAAUGGCUAAGGAUAGGAUGAAAAUUGGGAGUCGGUAUAUUGAGCUGUUUGCUUCUUCUCUUGAGGAGUUAGAGGAUGCGGUUUCAAGGGGCGGAUUACUGGAUAACAAACAAUCUGAGGGCCAGGAUGCAGCAGUGACAGAGAACACAUCCGUGCUGCGAAUGCGGGGCCUACCAUAUUCAGUCAUCAAAGAAGACAUCAAGAAGUUCUUUGAAGACUUCGUCUUGUCAGACGAGUCGAUCCACUUCAGGGUAAACGCCGAAGGGAGGCCGACAGGCGAAGGGUUCGUGGAGUUUCGUGGGCCCGAGGACGCGAAGGCGGCGUUGGCAAAGGAUAGGAUGAAGCUCGGCAGCCGCUAUAUUGAGCUUUUCCCUUCAUCACUUGAGGAACUGAGUGAGGCUCUUUCAGGGGUGGUUCAUUGAGAAGGCAUAUGUUCUUUGUUAGGCUUCUUAGGGAGGGGAUGGUUUAUUGAGUUUUUUUGAAGCAUUAAAGGAUGGUGUGUUCUAAUGUGAUCUUUAUACUUGAAAUAUGAAUUCAUUUGAGACUUUUAUUUGUUCAUGACAAAAAAAAACUAUUUUCUUUCCAAAUUAAAAUUACUAGGAAGUU
Messenger RNA from Cuscuta campestris, 1556 nucleotides. Lineage: Eukaryota; Viridiplantae; Streptophyta; Magnoliopsida; Solanales; Convolvulaceae. The record is from the annotation of a GenBank genome assembly.